AUGAGCGGGGGCUCUUCUUACUCGGAUACCGGAAGUUCAGUGUGUCAGAAGUCACCGAAGAAGCCCAGGAGAAAUGUGGGCGAUAGGGUCCUGAUAACGUCUCAUUCCAAGGUCUACGUCAAUCACGAUAGGGGAUCGGAUUUCGCGUGUGAUUAUCGAAGUGGGGUACCAAGGGAGGGUGUGUGUGACAAAGACGCGAUGGUUAGUGAGAGUUUGAGGAGUUACAAGGACUUGCCGAAGUUCAAGAACAGGAUAUUCGAGGAUAGUCUGGAGAGUCAGGAGGUGUCGUUCUACAUCGAGGAUAAUACUGAAGACGAAGCACCCGAAUACGAAAACGUUGAAAACUUAGACCUCACUUACGACUCUUUUGACAGUGAUGACGAAUUCUACGAUGUCAAUGAGGUCGAGUUCAGAAAUCAAGUACCCAACAAUCCCCUUCCCCCAAUACCAUUAUCGGAAACUAAUGGACUGAACAAAUUGACACAGAACAUCAAGAGAUUUAAAAAAAACUUCUCUAGGGACAUCACCAAGUCCCUCCGGAGGAUGUCUAGGAAGGUCUCACAAACAGAAGAUCAAACGAACGUUGGGCAAACAGUUGAGGAAAAACCAGCUUCAAUAAUAUAUGCCGAUGCGGUCCAGUCAGAAAAAAAACCAGAAGCCAGUGUUGAGAAACCAAAUGAUGGGCUCCUCACCAGGAUAAGAAGAAGCGUUUCCCUUUCAGCAGUAUCAGUAUCGAAUUUAACAAAUUAUUUCGAGAAUCAGAACCAAAGGAAGAGUACUUUUUAUUUGACUGGAACUAUUGAUAUCGAUGGUGAAGACAACACCAUUACGAAUGAAAAUGAUGUUAUCGAAUCACCUGUACCUUCUAACAGGAAAAACAGAGUGAUUCGUCCUAAACUACCCCCUCCUCCAGUGCCAAAAAAUACCAAUCAAAAUCAGACAUCGAAUAGGAAAUCAUUGUACUCGGAAGCAGGCUUGUUCAAAAACAAAAGCAAUUUGCAGAAGCAUGACAAGCGAGCAUCAUGGUAUGCAGAAAUAGGUCUUUACCCCAAAACCAUUGCUGUAGACAUCGAUAUUGAUGAUGUUAACCCUAUUGACAAUGGUGCAGGAAUGGAAGAAAAUAAUACUAGUCAAAAAAUCACGAAUUCUUCUAGCGAUGCCAAAAACAGCAAACCACGGUUUUCGAGCCUUAUGGAAGAACUUAACUUCAAGCUAAACAAAAAUAUUAGUAGGGAGGAAGUGAUCCACAAUAUUGAAAAUGAAAGUACUUAUAAUUAUAGUGUGCGUAGUUGUAACAGUAGCGAUUCCAAAAGAGAUGAUUCUUCGAUAACUUACGCAACGAACGACUUGAAAUUUCUAGAAGAUGAACCUCUGUAUCAAUUUUAUGAUGCAGCAGUAUUAGGUUCAAAUUCUUCGGAUUAUGACAAUUCCGAUUUCGAACACGAUAUCUAUGAAGACGUUGAAGAAACGAAUGAAAACUAUAUAUCUUCGAGUCUUCAUAAUAUUCCUAGCCCGACGAGUCGAAACAAUUUCACAUUCAACAGGAGUCUAUGGUGCGAAAUACCAGAAGUCAUCAAAUCGCCAGUGUUGAGUCAACUUAGUUCCCAACAGAAAAAGUUACAAGAAGCUAAAUUCGAGAUAAUCACUUCUGAAGCAUCGUAUUUGAAUUCCUUGAAUGUAUUGUGCGACCAUUUUGAGUCUCGAUUCAAAAAUUGUGAUGUGAUUAACGAAAAGGAAAUGGAGAUAUUGUUUGGGAAAGUGAGAGAAGUUCGAUUUAGCUCGAAGAAAAUUAUGUAUGAUUUGGAAAAAUGUUGGCAGCAAAAUAUUCUGCUUGACGGAAUCUGUGAUAUAAUUCAAAAACAUGCCGAAGAGAAUUUCCGGGUGUACAUUCCUUACUGUGAAAAUCAAGUCGUCUUGAAUGGUGUUCUUUCACAACUAAAGGAGAGGCCAGAGUUUUCGGAGUUUUUGACCCAAUUAGAGUCCAGCAUCUCCUGUCAUCUUUUGUCGUUGUAUUCGUUUCUGAUGUUGCCCAUGCAAAGGAUAACAAGAUGGCCACUACUAGUCGACGCCAUUUUGAAGAGACUUUCUGAGUCUGAUCCGGAAUAUCUGACUUGCCAGUACGCUUUGGCAACACUGAAUAAAAUAGUUAGUCAAUGUAAUGAGGCUGCCAAAAGGAAAGAACAACAAAUCGAACUGAUCAGAAUAUCUGAAUCUCUAGAAUUCCCCAGAUCUGUACCACCAGUAGAUAUAAAAAACUCAGAAAGGUGGCUUGUCAAAUCCGGUAGUGUUGUUUGUUUUCGACCUAGAAGUGACGAUACCAAAAUGACUCUUGGCAAGAGAUUCAACAAAGUUCCAAUGGAUCUGUUCCUCUUCAAUGACUUCUUCCUUGUAACCAAAAAGAGAAGUGAAAACCAGUACACAGUUAUGCAUUAUUGCCCAAGAAGCAUGCUCGAAUUGAGGAGUGUCGACAUGUUUCCAACGAUUCUGAAGAAAGAAGCCCAAGAUAAGCAUUUGCUGUACCUUUCCAUUUUGGAGAAUCAAGAUGGCAAAGUCAUAGAGCUCCUGUUGUCGAGUGAUACUGAAACUGAUAAGGAACGAUGGAUAGAGGCCAUCAGCCCACCAAGGUCAGACGAUCCUGAUGAGACUUUGUAUGAAUGCUGGGACUGCCCACAAGUGAAGGCAAUCCAUAAUUACGUCUGUCAACAAGCAGACGAAUUGUCUUUGUCCAAAGGAGAUGUCAUCAAUGUCCUUAGGAAAAUGAGCGAUGGUUGGUAUCAUGGAGAAAGACUGAGAGAUGGACAAACUGGAUGGUUUCCUGCGAAUUAUACGAGUGAAAUCGUUAACCCACAUGUUCGUGCCAGGAAUUUGAAACAGAGAUACAGGCUGUUAACAUUUUCCGAGAAGUAUUUGAAAUCAUAG
Messenger RNA from Phaedon cochleariae (mustard beetle), 2919 nucleotides. Lineage: Eukaryota; Metazoa; Arthropoda; Insecta; Coleoptera; Chrysomelidae. The record is from the annotation of a GenBank genome assembly.